CCUGACUGAACUCUGCUCAGUCCUGAUUGCUGCAAUUAUAGCGAAGAGAUGGAGGCAAUCCUCAGUGUUCUCGGCUUGGAGUGGUUAGAUGGCAGAGGUUUAUUGAUAUUUUUUUGCAUUUUUCUGCUGUUGACUGGUAUUUUGACGAACAGAACACCGAAAAGCUUCCCUCCCGGACCGUUGGCUCUACCUUUCAUUGGUCAUCUUCAUCUCCUCCAACCUAGAAGACUUCACCUGCAGUUAACAGAGUUUGCAGAGAAAUAUGGAAGCAUCUUCAGCCUUCGUCUCUUUGGUGGAAAGGUCGUGGUCCUUAAUGGCUACAAGCUUUUGAAAGAAGCCCUGGUCCAACGAGGAGAAGACUAUGUAGAUCGUCCCUCUAUACCGGUGUUUGAAGAAGCAUUUGGGAAUAAAGGCAUUGUGCUAUCAAGUGGCAAUCGAUGGAAGCAGCAGAGGAGAUUUGCUCUUCAUACACUCAAAAACUUCGGUCUGGGCAAGAAAACCCUUGAGCUAUUCACCCAGGAGGAGUGCCGAUAUCUCACAGAGGCUUUUGCAGAUCAGCAAGGGAAGCCUUUUGAUGUCCAGACACUGAUAAACAAUGCUGUGUCCAACAUCAUCUGCUGCUUGGUGUUUGGGAAUCGAUUCGAGUACACUGAUAAGAAGCACCAGACUAUUGUAAAUAACUUCAGUGAGGCACUGCAGUUGCAAGGAGAUUUCUGGAUCCAGGUUUACAACAGCAUGCCAUGGCUGAUGAAGUGGAUGCCUGGGCCUCAUCAGAGGGUACUCAAUCUGAUGAACCAGAACGCUGACUUUGUAAAAAUCAAGAUUAAAGAACACAAAGAAACCCUCGACCCUUCAUCUCCGAGAGACUACAUUGACUCCUUCCUCAUAGAAAUGGGAGAUAAGGAGAACGAAGAUGCUGGUCUUGAUCUUGAUAAUUUGUGCUUUUGCACUCUGGACCUGUUUGGUGCUGGAACUGACACUACUGCCACUACUUUACGCUGGGGGCUGCUGUACAUGAUGUAUUACCCUGACAUACAGAAGAGAGUCCAGGCUGAGAUAGAUGCUGUGAUUGGUUCAUCCAGACAGCCCGCCAUGACUGACAGAGAAAACAUGCCCUAUACUGAUGCAGUCAUUCAUGAAAUACAGAGAAUGGGCAACAUCUUCCCGCUCAAUGCGGUCCGCAUGGCAAGCAGGGACACCACACUGGAUAAGUACACAAUCCCAAAGGGCACCAUGUUAUUGGCUACACUGAACUCUGUCCUGCACGAUGAGUCGAUGUGGGAAACUCCACACUCCUUCAACCCUCAGCACUUUCUGGACAAGGACGGGAAAUUCAGGAAGAGAGAGGCCUUCCUUCCUUUUUCUGCAGGUAAGCGGGUGUGUCUCGGGGAACAGCUGGCCAAGAUGGAGUUAUUCCUCUUUUUCACCUCCCUACUUCAAAGGCUUUCAUUCUCUGCACCUCCUGGAGAGAAACUCAGUCUGGAUUUCAGCCUGGGAAUCACUCACGCUCCCAAACCUUUCCACCUCUGUGCUAAACCAAGAUAAACCACUGAGUUCCACUACAUUUAUCUUGCAGUUUUUUAAGAAUUUCUUCUGUAUGUCUUUCAUUGUCUAUAAUGUGAGAAAAACAUAAUUUGGAAGUAUUUUCAGCCAGUAAAUCUUUUCAAUAAAUCAGUAUGCAUUGCUAAAGUAAUCUACUGCAGACGUGAAAAAAACCCCAUUUAUAUACAUUUGUAAAGACCAUGCAUGUCAUGGCGGUCUUGAGUGCUCAGUCACUCCUAGAACUCUUAAUUAACCACACCCGACGGGUACGUCGGCGGGGUUAUUGCAUUCGGUGCAGUAUCUGGCUGGGUAAUUAUGUAUGUAUGUAUGUAUCUAUGUAUGUAUGUAUGUAUGUAUGUGGCUAUGUCCGGUCCGAUAUCUCUGCAACCGCUGAAGUCAGGAUAAUCAAACUUGGCACAUAAGAUCAGUCUAAGGUCUCCUGCUCAGUUGUGGAUUUACAGGUCAGCAGAUCAAGAAGGGAGGGAGAUACGUACGAUGAUCAAAAUUGAUGCAUAUUCUAUCAGUUGUAUAGGGAGGACAGGGUUUUUGCCAGCAGAGGGUGUGGUUCUUCCCUCUACUGAGGGCUCAUCUAGUUUUUUUGUGAUGGAAUUAUUCAAACCCCCAUUUUUGUCAUGACACAAUAUAAGUAUAGUGAGUGUAAUGAGUGCAUCAAAUGGGCCCCAUUUAAAUUGGCUCAAAGAACUCAGCAGCUGUAGUCGCUGUAACCACUCACAAGAAGGUAACAUUUGAUUAACUGUGUAAUGUCUAUACUUUAAAUUACUGUCUGCAUAUUUUUGACCCAGAACAUUUUUUCAUAUUUCCAGAAGACCUAUAAUCUAUCCAUGAAAGCACCAAAAUGUAUGAUUGGUUUUUUUUUUCAUGACAAAGAUGCAUGUCUUCCAUUGACUUCAUCACAGAAAAUUAAGAGUUCAAAGAGAGAUUAAUUCAAGACUGCUAUGAUAUGCAUGGUUUUUACAAGUGUAAACUUUUGGUCAUGUCUAUAUAUUCAAACUUACAAUAAAAUUAUAUUAACAUUCCAGUUGUUAACAGAAAUCAGUGGGAAUCACGUCAGUCCUUUCCACAGCACAUUGAUUGUGUUAGACUAGAAAAAACAUGUUUUGUGUGUAAAUCAAUGAAACUGAGACAAUUUCAUGUUUCUCAUUCAGACGGCUUUGUGUUAGAGUUCACACUGUAGUUUCAAUCAGACAAUUUAUGAUACCCGCUGUUAUCAGCAGUAUCCUGCAAGUGUCCUGGAUUCUUCAAUCAGACUUUGUGAAAUUGUAAGUUUGUAUGACACAAAAUUUGAAUAAAAUUUAAAGUCUUUCUGAA
Molecule: messenger RNA, 2871 nt
Organism: Acanthochromis polyacanthus (spiny chromis)
Lineage: Eukaryota; Metazoa; Chordata; Actinopteri; Pomacentridae
Product: cytochrome P450 2J1-like
Exons: 9
Coding region: 49-1545 (498 amino acids)
Biological process (GO): xenobiotic metabolic process
Cellular component (GO): cytoplasm; intracellular membrane-bounded organelle
Molecular function (GO): heme binding; iron ion binding; oxidoreductase activity, acting on paired donors, with incorporation or reduction of molecular oxygen, reduced flavin or flavoprotein as one donor, and incorporation of one atom of oxygen
Source: RefSeq, a predicted model, not a curated record